CGCGGCGAUGGCCCUCUACGUCGCGCUCGCCGGCCUUGAGCUGGGCGUGAUUCUGGCCGCUGUCCCGCUCUGGUGCGUGCUUCCCGGCGCCGUCUUCGCCCUGUGGGCCGCGGCCUGCGCCGCCGUGGUCGCGGCCAUGUGCUGGAUGCUCAACGGGAAGGAGCAGAUGUAUCGGUGCGAUGCUGGGUCGGAGGGCUGGAUGAUGGGUCAGGAGGUCGAAGACGAGAAGUGGAUGUUCCUGGGCGGCAUGGGGAUGAGCUCCCGCCACUGCCACGAGCGGACCCUUCCGGCGCUGUCGCGGCUGUUCAGCCGGCCGAUGGUGUGCAUCUGCAUGCCCACGUACGGGAUGCCCUUCGACCUGAUAGCCAUGAUGCUGCAGCGCUGCAUGCCCAUCCCCAGCCGAUCACGGCGGAAUCUGUACUCCGAGAUGCGGUGCGCACUGCUCGACGAUUCCAUGACUCGCUGCGUCGUCCUCUGCCACAAUGACAGCGCGAUUCUCGUCUCUCAAGCCGUCGCGCAGCUCCACGCCGACGUCCCCAUGGAAAAGCUCGGCAAGCUGGAGAUCUACACUUUCGGCGCUGCCGCCAGCGAGUUCACCGUGCCACUUGGAGACGGUACCAAGGCCAUGGAGCCGACGCAGCAGCAAUCCGCAGAGCAGUCGGCCGACGAGCAGCGGACCAUCCACGUCGAGCACUUUGCCAUGGCCAACGACCCCUUCGCCCAGAUGGGUGUGCUGCACAGCGUCCGACAGAACAUGGAAGGCCGCUUCUGCGGCAGCGUCUUCGUCCUGAACGACAACAGCACUCCCCCUGCGCCGCCCAGCAAGGAGACAAGCCGCCGAUCGAGUCCGCGCUGCUCCGGCCUGGUCAUGGAGGACUAUCUCACGGCUCUCUUCCCCGCGCAGAUGAUGGCGCCGGCCACCCGCCGCAGCAGCAGCAGCGGUGUGCUCGACAGCGUCAUGACGGUCGACAAGGACUGCGCCGAGAAGCGCGAGAUCGCGGCCAUGAGCAACUACCACGCGGCGACGCAGGCCAAGAAGGGCGGCGGCGGCGGCGGCAGCGGCGGUAGCGGCAAGCGCCUCAGCUGGACCGGCCUCGCCGCCAUGGCGGGCCAGCGGAACGGCAUGAACGCCGGCAUGGUGGCCCUCGAGAUGGCGCGCAAGGAAUGCCGUAGCUGCGACGGCCGCUGGGGCCGCGAGGUCACCUGGCUGGCGAGAUAUGUCGUUGCCAUGGAGGGGAAGCAGGCGGUUGACGGGAGGAUCAACAACGGUCUGUGAGAAGGUUAAGGGAAGUUUGUGUCAGUGGGCAGUGUUGACGCUGUACGGGGUUUCAGCCAAAGCAGUUUGAUUAGUUUCGUGGCGGGCGUAUUGAUG
Thermothielavioides terrestris NRRL 8126 is the source of this 1372-nucleotide messenger RNA. RefSeq lists its product as uncharacterized. The record is from RefSeq and is a predicted model, not a curated record. The transcript is spliced from 2 exons. The coding region runs from base 8 to 1276 and encodes 422 amino acids. NCBI's taxonomy places the organism in Eukaryota, Fungi, Ascomycota, Sordariomycetes, Sordariales, Chaetomiaceae.